Molecule: messenger RNA, 1488 nt
Organism: Protobothrops mucrosquamatus (brown spotted pit viper)
Lineage: Eukaryota; Metazoa; Chordata; Lepidosauria; Squamata; Viperidae
Product: class I histocompatibility antigen, F10 alpha chain-like
Exons: 5
Coding region: 1-897 (298 amino acids)
Biological process (GO): immune response
Cellular component (GO): external side of plasma membrane
Source: RefSeq, a predicted model, not a curated record
AUGGCCGCUGGCGCCUCAUCGCACUCCCUGAAGUAUUUCUCCUUCUCCAUGUCGGACCCCAGUCAGGGGCAGCCCCAUUUUGUCUCUCUGGGGUUUGUGGACGGUCAGGUCUUUGUUCACUACGACAGCAACAGCCGGAAGCUGCAGUCUCGAGUCCCCUGGAUGGAGAAGGUGGGGAAGGACGACCCCCAGUACUGGGACAGAGAGACUCAGAAAAAAUGGCACCAAGAGGAGAAGUUCAGUGAAAGCCUGGAGGCUCUGAGGCUUCGCUACAAUCAGAGCGAAGGCCUUCACACAUUGCAAUGGAUGUAUGGCUGUGAGCUCCGGGGAGACGGGAGCAAAGGAGGGUUUAUGCAGUAUGGAUACGAUGGGAGGACCUUCAUCACCUUCGACAAGGAGAGACUCACCUGGGUGGCUCCCCAUCCCCAGGCCCAGAUCAGCCAGAGGAAAUGGGACGCUAUUCCGGGAUACAAUCAAAAGUAUAAGUCCUAUCUGGAGAAGGAAUGCAUUGAGUGGCUGGUGAGGUAUCUGUCGUACGGGAAGGAGACACUGCUGAGGAUAGAGCCCCCAGAGGUGACCAUGAGCAGCAAGAUGGAGGUGGAGGAUGGGAUGGAGACGCACGUCUGCCGCCUGGAUGGCUUCUACCCCAGGGAGAUCAAUGCCGUCUGGACGAGGGACGGGGAGGUCUGGCUGCAGGACACCUUCCGUGGCUCCGUGGCCCCCAACGCGGAUGGGACCUUCCACGCCUGGCUCAGCAUCCCGAUCGAUCCCCAAGAGAGGGGCCGCUAUCGGUGCCACGUGGAGCAUGACGGCCUGCAAGAGCCUCUGGACAUGGCUCUGAAGGAAGUUGGUGGGCCUGCAGGGACCAUACCAUGGAACUGGCUUCAGGGGAUGUAAAGGAAACUACAGAAUCCCGUCACAAGAGCUGGCAGAUCCUGAUGAAAUGCCCUUAGAUAACUUAGCCUUUCUUCGUCCCCUGUUUCCUACCUGCAGCAGAGGAGUUAUGCUGAGCACAGAUACACUCUUGUUUAAUUUUAGAUUUGUUACAAAAAUCAGGAGGUGUCUGGGAGCCCCCAUUUUGAGUACCAAAUUUUGUUAAGAUUUGUGAACUGCAGCUAAAUUCAUGAAAUGGGUAAAGUGGCAGGACUGACACAUCGUUAUUUAGACAAGGGGCUGGUGGUCUCAUUUUUUUCCCAUCAGAAACUACCACACCCUUCUCUCUUUACAGUGUGAUGUCCUUCACUUGGGAAACAAAAAUGGGUGGAGAAUACCUGGCUUGCUAAAAAACAUUUUGUAAUGGCGGUUGAUAGGAGACUGGAUAGGAGUCAGAAGCAUAAAGUGUAUACACAUGCAUAGUGUAUGUUUAUAUGUAUAAAGUGUAUAGAUAUACACAUACACUAUGUGUGGAUAUACAUUAUAUUCACACAUAUAUACAUUAUAUCCACACAUGCAUGAGCACACAAAUAUGCACACUUAAUAUAUACAUAU